ACCCUUCGGUUGUUAGACUGAUGCACUCGAGAAACCUCGAAUCGAGAUCGUUGAAGGCCCAUCUUGUCUUUCCUCUUUCUCAUCGUCCUCUUUUGUGUAUUUUGGCUGGGCCAUCCAUGGAUCCCUACAAGAAUCGCCCAUCGAGCAGCUUUAACUCAAACUUUUGGACUACCAACUCUGGUGCACCUGUCUGGAACAACAAUUCUUCCCUUACCGUUGGUUCUCGAGGACCUAUCCUCCUUGAGGAUUAUCAUCUUGUUGAGAAGCUUGCUCAGUUUGACAGGGAGCGUAUCCCAGAGCGUGUUGUUCAUGCCAGGGGAGCUAGUGCAAAGGGUUUCUUUGAGGUUAGCCAUGAUGUUUCUCACCUUACCUGUGCUGAUUUCCUUCGGGCACCAGGGGUCCAGACUCCUGUCAUUGUUCGGUUUUCAACUGUUAUUCAUGAGAGGGGGAGUCCUGAAACUUUAAGAGACCCAAGAGGUUUUGCUGUGAAGUUUUACACGAGAGAGGGUAACUUUGAUCUUGUUGGGAACAAUUUUCCUGUGUUCUUCAUUCGUGAUGGGAUGAAGUUCCCUGACAUGGUUCAUGCACUUAAGCCAAACCCAAAGUCCCACAUUCAGGAGAAUUGGAGGAUAGUCGACUUUUUCUCACACCACCCAGAGAGCUUGCACAUGUUCUCCUUCCUCUUUGAUGAUGUUGGUAUUCCAGCAGACUAUAGGCACAUGGAUGGAUCUGGUGUCAAUACCUAUACUCUCAUCAAUAAAGCAGGAAAAGCUCAUUAUGUCAAGUUUCACUGGAGGCCAACUUGUGGAGUGAAAAGCCUGUUGGAGGAUGAGGCUGUUAUAGUUGGAGGCAAUAACCAUAGCCAUGCUACCAAGGAUCUUUAUGAUUCUAUUGCUGCUGGGAACUAUCCAGAAUGGAAGCUUUACAUUCAAACUAUUGAUCCUGAUCAUGAGGAUAGAUUUGAUUUUGACCCACUUGAUGUCACCAAGACAUGGCCAGAGGAUAUCUUGCCCCUGCAACCGGUUGGUCGUAUGGUCCUGAACAAGAACAUUGAUAACUUCUUUACGGAGAAUGAGCAGCUUGCCUUCUGCCCAUCUAUAGUGGUACCUGGAGUCUAUUACUCAGAUGAUAAGCUGCUCCAGACUAGGAUCUUUUCCUACUCUGAUACUCAGAGGCACCGACUCGGACCAAACUACCUGAUGCUGCCGCCGAAUGCUCCCAAAUGUGCUUAUCACAACAAUCACCAUGACGGUUUUAUGAAUUUCAUGCACAGGGAUGAGGAGGUGAAUUACUUCCCUUCAAGGUAUGAUCCUGCAGGGCAUGCAGAGCGGUUCCCGAUUCCACCUCGUAUUCUUAAUGGAAAGCGUGAAAAGACUGUUAUUACCAAGGAGAACAAUUUCAAGCAGCCUGGUGAGCGAUACCGCUCCUGGGCUCCUGACAGGCAAGAACGUUUCAUACGCCGCUGGGUUGAGGCUUUGUCUGAUCCUAAAGUCACUCAUGAACUCCGCAGCAUCUGGGUCUCUUACUGGUUUCAGGCUGACAAAUCUUUGGGUCAGAAGCUGGGUACUCGUCUCAAUGUAAGACCAAGUAUGUGAAAAGAUGAUGGACAUCAGAAACAUUUGGUUUGAACAGAGUUUAUAAGUAAGUAUGUGGUCAUUGUCCAAAGAAGAAGGAACACAACUAAUGCCCAAAUUUAUGUAUUAAGUUACUUUGAGGGUCGAUAGUUCAUAUACCCAUACUUUGGGUGUGAUAAUAAUUUUAUAUAUGCGAGUAACAAUGACAUUUUGUUAAACUGCCUUCUAAGUAAAGUUGUUGUGACCUUUUUCUGUUUGUUGCUU
Dioscorea cayenensis subsp. rotundata (Guinea yam) is the source of this 1838-nucleotide messenger RNA. Its product is annotated as catalase-1/2. Gene Ontology annotation, molecular function: heme binding; catalase activity. NCBI's taxonomy places the organism in Eukaryota, Viridiplantae, Streptophyta, Magnoliopsida, Dioscoreales, Dioscoreaceae. Gene Ontology annotation, cellular component: plasma membrane; peroxisome; cytoplasm. The coding region runs from base 21 to 1595 and encodes 524 amino acids. The record is from RefSeq and is a predicted model, not a curated record. The transcript is spliced from 8 exons. Gene Ontology annotation, biological process: hydrogen peroxide catabolic process; response to hydrogen peroxide.